Chironomus riparius is the source of this 8509-nucleotide messenger RNA. The record is from the annotation of a GenBank genome assembly. NCBI's taxonomy places the organism in Eukaryota, Metazoa, Arthropoda, Insecta, Diptera, Chironomidae.
AAAGAAUUAAUUGAAAGAAUGUCAAGUACAUAUAGGAAAUAAGCAUAUUGCGUUGGAAAUGUGGAAAAUAUAAAUUUACAGAAGAAAUGAAAAUCAAUUGAAGAAAAAGAAAAAGAAAGAAAAAAAAAAAAUGAAAAAGUCGAGAGUUAUUUAAUAAUAGUUUAUAAUAGUCAACUAUGAAUAAAGAAAUCCUUCAUUCUUUAAUCGCAUCCUUUUGUGGUGGAUUUGAGCUGUUUGAUCAGAAUCUAUUCAUAAAUGCGGUGCAUCUCUACAUCUUCAUACUACUUCUUAUAUUUCCUUUUUUCAUUUUUAUGUACUUUCCCACAACAGUUACGAUAUGGAUUGUAUAUAUUCUCGUUAUAUUUAUUGUAAUGACUGCACUGAAACUAAUCAAUUUGUCAUUGCACAAAAUGUAUGAUAAAGCUCGAACUUUAUCUGAGACGAGCUUAAAAAAGAUGAGCAAUGGAAAUACAAGCGGUAGUGGAACUAAUAAUAAGAUUCAACGAGAAACAUCAAAUGAAGAGGAAGGUGGAAUUGAAUUACAAAUAUUGAAUGGCGUUAUUGCUUCUGGUGGCAUGCCAGAUCAUUCAUCACGGACAUCUGUCGAGCCUCACAGUCAAAGUGAUGAGUUAAGUUGUGCAAACAGUGCCGUUUCCGUAGAUUUUCAAGAACAAUUAGCUAGUACAAUUGAUUUAAAAGUAGAUGUACAUCGUAAAAAUAGUUCCGAAUCAAGUGAUAACAGUGAUGUUUAUCAAGUUAAGAAAUCGACAUCAUCGAAAGGUCGAAGUAGUGCCAAUAAUAAUGCGAAACAAACAAAAAACUCGUCGAGUGAUAAUAAAAUUAAACUAAACAGCAUAGUGCCUGAUACUGUGAAUUCUAUCGAAAUUGAAUGCGAUGCAUCACAUAUUUCGAAAAGCGAAUCGAUAGAUCUUGAAAAGUCUGAUGAAGGUUUGCCAUCGAUGAAAAGUGAAGGUCCUGGAACGUCUAUUAAACUUCACAAUACUGCCUCAUCACGUCGUCAACAGUAUAAAUCACUAAAACAAAAACGCUCAACAUCAAAUAUUCAGCUACAACAACAGCCAACCUCGUCUAAACUUCAUCGCCAAAUAUCCUUAGAUUCUGAUAAAAUUGGAAUGGGUUCAGUUUUAUCAACUGACGGUAACAAUUAUCAAAUGCCCAAGAAUCGCAAACAAAGACAUUUUUCACAUCAUCAUCAUCACCAUAAUCACUUUCAUAAAAGUUCUGCAUCAGCAUCAACUGUCAUUCAUCCGAAAAAUAUUAAUGAUUCUGAAUUAUAUUUAGAGAGCGAGACAACAGGCGAUUAUACAACAAAAUCAGCAUUACAACUGACGGGUGAUCAAAACAUUUUAAGCUUAACACAAAGUGAUAAGGCACAACAUAAUACACCAAUUAGACGAGAUUCGAAUUCGACAAUGUCUGCACUACAACUUCCCACUUUAGGUGGUGCCCCUAGUACUUCCGGAUUGUCCAAAAGUCGAAGACAUUCCAACACAAAUCAUUCAUCAAGCAAUCGUCAAAUGCCACGAUCACUUACUUCAAUGAGAAGAAUUAAAAGUGCAGCCUUAGAAACUAGCUGUCCAUCUGUUUCGAAUUUGACUCCUCAUCCAAUUAGUGUAGAAGUGAUUGAUGGUAAAACCAUUAGAAAUCCCGAAAACACUGUAAUUCCACCACCUAGUAAAUUUUUAUCUCGAAAUGCACCGUUAAAUCUUUUUCCAAAUUCAUCGGGGGCUGUUCAAUCUACAACAGCUUCAUCAUCUGCGACAACAAUUAGUGAUAUGAAUUUUUUGCAUAAUGUUGCAAGCGAUCUGGUUUAUCCUAUCGCUGAACAAGGUGAUGAAAACUGUGUAAGAAAUGUAAAGACAUCAACAAGUUGUACGUCUGACGAAGAAGAUAAUUUAGAUCUAAAUGCUCAAGAAGACAUGGAAGUAGAUGAAGAUGAUAUGACAUCAAAUGAUGGAGAUAGUGGCUUAGACCAGGAAGAAAUUAAUUUAAGUGAAUCGGAUGAAGAACAAAAUCGUAAUGGAUCUCGAUCUCCAUUGCUCGAUACAAAGCAUAAAGAGGGUAUAAUAGUUGAAAAACAAAAUAAACAUCAAGAGUGUCAAAAGAAAUUGUCAAAAAGUUCGCUUGAUCAAAUUGAAAGAGACAAGAGUGAAGUGUCAGAAAAAGUGGACAUUAUUGAAGAAAUUGAUAAUAAAGAAGAAGAUAGUAAUAAUAAUGAAAAUAAUAACAGUACUAUAAACAAAAGUGGUUCUAGUGAUUGGGAACAAACUAGUGCAAGUUCAAAAGAUCAAUUAAUUGUUAAAGAAAGAAGUGCUAGUGAAGAAAAGAGAACAAGGUGGUUUGAUAGUAUUGAUUUCAGUUUUAAUACAACGGCAGAAAGUAUUGGAGAAAUUUCUGUCGAUAAAUCUGAAAGUGAACAAACUAAAUCGAAUCAAGAUAAAACUAAAAAUCAAAAAAAUGAUGAAAAUCGAAUGCUUUCAUCAUCAAUCAGUGCCUCACAAAUUAGCGGUAGAAGCUUAGGUGCAAUUCCUAAACAACAUGGACACCAUCAUAGAAGUGGAAUCGCGAUUAGAAAACUUAGCUUUGGUGAAGAGCAAUAUCCUACAUCAAGAAUGUAUCAAAGAACAUUAUCACAACGCUCAACGUCGGAUCGGAUACCUGAAAACAAUGCAAUUCAAUCUACAAGUACACUUCCGGGUUUAUCUUUAAUACGAUAUCUAAACAAUCCGUCUAUCGAGCAACACGCUAUGAUAGCACCACAGAUAUUUUUACCCGGAUAUGAAACUCAAACAUCGUUUUCAUCAUUUCGUCCGCGUGGUUUAAAUGAGUCAGCACAAAACCAUCGUCGAUUAAGAUUCUUAAGAAGUAGUGAUCUCAAUUUUUCUACUUCUAAUCAGCAACCCCAGAAACAAAACUUUGUGAUAGUUGACGCAAAAUCUCCACCUUCAAAUGAUUGUGACAUGUGUCUAGAUCUUCCCGAUGGAAUGCCAAGUACAUCAUCGGGCAAUUCAAAUGCAGGUCGAUUACUUCUUGCAUCGGGAAGUCAACAAAAUGCUGCUUUUAUUGAUAGUUCAGACUUUAAUUGUUUCAUUGAUGAGCAGGGUAAUUGGAUAAAUUUAAUGAACGAUCAAAAAGCACAGCCCGGACAUACAAUAUCGACCAAUAUAAGCCAAAUACAACAACAGCAUUUAUUGUCAUCAGCAUACAAUAAUAAUAACAACAAUAGUAGUCACCACAACAAUAAUUUAAGUUCAUAUCGACAUAUAAUGACCGCAGCACAAUCAGCAGAAUUUUCCGCAUUGUCAAGUGCCCAAUCAGUUGACAUUAUGCAACAGCGAAACAUCUUUAUAGAGCCACAAAUCCGUCCAAAGGUCUAUAAAUUUCCAAUUCGUCUCUGUGGCUUGAAGCUCGGAAAAACUAUUAAAAUUACAAUGAAUCGUUUACAACUGUUAGCAUUGUUCGAUAAAGAUCAAUAUAUUUAUCAAAUAUUACUUGCCAUUGUACUGUGCACACUUGUUGCUGUCCUGGGAAGUUGGGUGUUGCACAGAGGAUUUUACAAUGAUAUUUUUGCUUUUUUGUUUUGUUUUACAAUUGCUGGUUCACAGUACUCAUUGCUCAAGAGUGUACAACCGGAUGCAUCGUCACCGAUUCACGGUUUCAAUAAGACUGUUACGUAUUCACGCCCAAUAUAUUUUUGUUUACUAACUUCAUUAAUGUUAAUAUGUCAUUACGCUGCUGAAUCUUUAAAAGAAGAGGAGGAACUAAAGAGGCAUUUUGAUAAGAUUGGUGGAAAUUUUACUGAGUUUCCUCCAUACAUAGUUCAGCUGGACGAUAGUGAUUACACCAGAAAGGCUACAAUAUAUGGAAUUGUGAUAAUAUGGAAAGAUCUGUUCACAUCAGUCAGCAAUUUUCUUCAUUGGAUGGUUUUAUGUCUUCCAGUUGCAUUUAGUAUAGGACUAUUUCCACAAAUCAAUACAGGACUGAUGUAUUUCUGUGAACAAUUUGAUAUGUACAUAUUUGGAGGAAAUGCUGUAUGUAAUCUCGUUGCCGGAUUUUUAGCACUUUUAAGAUCAACUCUUGGAUGUUUGAUACUUUAUGGACCAAUCUAUGGAGGAUUGGUUGAGUCCAAUAACACACAACACAUACUCGUUUCUAUGUUUUGUGGUAUGCUGAUCCCUAUGAGUUAUCAUUUGUCAAGAUCAAGUAGUGACUUCACACAUCUAUUUCAACUAAUUAAGUCAACACUUUUAGUUUCACAUAGUGACGAAGAUAUCUGUACGGAUUUGGAGAAUGGAUCUUCCAAAAUAGAUGAUAACGAUAGUUCGGAGGCUUCAAAUAGUUCUAAGGAGCAUAACAUUACCUCGCAAUCACUCGAUGAUCCUCUGCCGAAAAAGCUUCAAGGAACUGUUACAGCAAGAUUGAAAAAUGAUUUGGUAGUUUGCACAGUUUUAGGAUUAGUGUUCUUCAUACUUCAUAUUAGCACAAUAUUUAAAGUGCUCCAGCCCAAUUUGAAUUUGGUUUUACACAUUAUAGCAAUUAUUCUUGGACUAUUCCUACAUUAUAUUGUACCACAAAUGAGAAAGCAUUUACCAUGUUUGUGUGUUGCUGCUCCAAUAUUAAAGUCUCAUGAGUAUGGAUUGUUUGAAGUUAAUAGGGUAUCAAAAGUUAUGUGGUUUGAGAAAGUUUAUGUUUAUUUGAAUUUUAUUGAGAAGAAUAUACUCUAUCCUUUGAUUAUCAUAAGUGCAUUAACGGCUGAUGCUACAACAAUCACCGAUAAAUUUGGCCAUGGAUUUGGAAGUGCAUUAAUCGUUAUUGCCAGUAUAAAAGGUAUGAAAAUUAGACUCUCUAAUUUAUUGUGGUUUAAAAAUUGCAUAUAUUUUCAUAAUAUCAUUUUACACAUUUCAGCAUUAAGAAGUGUAUAUUCAGACAUAAGCUGCCAAUAUUUAGUUUUACUCUUCAGUGAUUUAUUCUUUCAUUAUGAUUAUGCAAAUGCAACUGAAAGUUUCCUACUAAACUAUUUUAUCAUUUCAAUAUUGUAUCGAAAAAUAUCAGAUUUGUUAUUGAAGCUUCAAUUUGUUGUUACGUACAUUGCACCAUGGCAGAUUACAUGGGGAAGUGCAUUUCAUGCUUUUGCUCAACCUUUUUCGGUUCCACACUCAGCAAUGCUAUUUUUGCAAACUGCUAUUAGUGCCAUUCUAUCGACACCACUAAAUCCUUUCUUAGGAAGUGCCAUAUUCAUAACAUCAUAUGCACGACCAAUAAAAUUCUGGGAACGAGAUUACAAUACAAGAAGAAUCGAUCACUCUAAUACUCGAUUGAGCUCACAACUUGAAAGAGAUUUAGGAGCAGAUGACAACAACUUGAAUAGUAUUUUUUACGAGCAUUUAACAAGAUCAUUGCAGCAUUCAUUAUGUGGUGAUUUAUUAAUGGGAAGAUGGGGAAAUGUUAGCCAAGGAGAUUGUUUUGUUCUCGCAUCGGAUUAUUUAAAUUGUUUGAUUCAUAUCAUUGAACUUGGUAAUGGAUUAUGUACAUUUCAAAUGCGUGGAUUAGAAUUUCGAGGAACUUAUUGUCAACAACGUGAAGUUGAAGCAAUUUCCGAGGGUGUCGAAGAUAAUGACGGUUGUUGUUGUUGUAGUCCAGGUCAUUUACCUCACAUGCUGAGCGUAAAUGCAAUGUUUUCAACUAGAUGGCUAGCGUGGCAAGUAAUUGCUUCGCAAUAUGUCAUCGAAGGCUACUCAAUCUCAGAUAAUGCAGCUGUCGCAACUCUUCAAGUAUUCGAAUUUAGAAAAGUAUUGAUUUCUUAUUAUGUCAAGAGUAUAAUCUAUUACGCAAUAAGAUCACCAAAACUUCAACAAUGGCUUGAAUCAACGUCAAUUCAAGAAGCACUCGAGAUAACAUUAGAGAAAAAUUUUGUUGAACUAGAUCCAAUAUUUAAUCAUAAUCUGGAUGAUGACUAUGAUUUUCGAGUUGCUGGGAUAUCAAGAAAUUCAUUUUGGAACGUUUAUUCAGAUUGGAUACAGUUUUGUGUUGGAAAAAGACAGCAACAAAUGCAAGAAGAAAGAAUGAAAAGAGAACAAAUGAAAGAGACGCGUAAGCAAACUGAUGGAAGAAAAUCUGGACCAUCACCAAAAGAUCAAAAGAAUGCGGGACCAUCAAAUAAUGAAGACUCAUCGCCUCUUAUAACUAAUUCCAUAAAUUCUUCCAAAGAUUCAAUUCUCGUUUCAUUGUGUUUCGCAUUAACAUUAUUAGCUAGAAGAACUUUAGCAACAGCAAGUCAUAGUGCUUCGUCCUUAGGCGUUGAGUUUUUUCUUCAUGGAUUACAUUCACUCUUUAAGGGUGAUUUUCGUCUUACUCACGUACGUGACGAAUGGGUUUUUGCAGAUAUGGACUUACUUCAUAGUGUAUUAGCACCAAGUGUUCGAAUGUCAUUAAAGCUCCAUCAAGACCAUUUCUUAGCUCCAGAUGAUUAUGAUGACUACAGUGCAUUAUAUGAAUCAAUUGAGCAAAAUACAAGAGAAUUAGUGAUAUCACAUGAGGCAGAUCCCUUGUGGCGUAACGCAGUCUUAAGAGGAACACCAAAUUUAUUAGCACUUCGCCAUGUUUGUGAAGAUGGAUCUGAUGAAUAUCGUGUAAUUAGAUUAACAAAGAGAUAUUUGAAUUUCCGCGUAAUAAAAUUGAAUCGUGAAUGUGUUAGAGGCUUAUGGGCAGGACAACAACAAGAGUUGAUCUAUUUACGAAAUAGAAAUCCUGAAAGAGGUUCAAUUCAAAAUGCAAAGCAAGCACUUCGAAAUAUUAUAAAUAGUUCAUGUGAUCAGCCAAUAGGUUAUCCAAUUUAUGUCUCACCAUUAACAACAUCAUAUGCUGAAACGAACGAGCAAUUGUGUGAUAUAAUCGGUGGAGAAAUUACAUUAGAAAAAAUACAAAAUAAGAUAUUAAGCUCAUGGCAUCGAAUACGAAAGAGGUGUAGAGAAGGUUGCAGUAGUGGAAUUGAAGUAGAAAAUGUAAACACGGCAGGAAGCGUUUACGGAAAUUUAAAUACAAUGGCAAAUGCUAAUUUAUCGCAAACUGCAGGAACAUUAUCAUAUGGCUCACAAAGUAUCUCAAUAUCAGGACGAGAAGGAUCGGGAAAUAGAGGAAGUCUAGCAAGUAUAAACAAUAAACCAACAUCGUCUACAUUACUUGCAGGACUUCUAAAUCGGGAUCGACUUGAAAUGUCUGAGAGAGAAUUCACUCUGAGAGAACGAAGUAUUGGAAAGAAAACACCAAGUACAAAUAGCAUUUGUAAAAGUAAACGGGAUUCUUUUAGAGAAUCUCUAAAUCCAUCAAUAACGUUAACGACAGCAAGUACAACAAAAGAACAAGAAACGGUUGAUGAUACUUUCAAUGAAGAAGAAAGUUCAUUAGCAGCGGGAACAAGCGAAGAGAAAAAAGAGAAAAAAGAAGAUAACGAAGAAGAUGACGAAGGUGGAGAACCAGAAGAAAAAUUAUUAAUUCAACCGACUAAUAUUGCGAUGAAUAAAAAAGUCAUAAUUGUAGAUAUUAGUCAGGUAACCGUUUAAAUUGUGAAUCAUAAUAACGGAUAUAAUUGUGAUACCUUUUUUUAGAUUUAUGACUGUAUGAAUGAUCAACGAAUUGAUUUAAUAUGGCCUAAUGAAAAACUACAAAAUGCGAGCUUACGAUCAAGUUGGCGUAAAAAUCGUGUGCCACAAGUUGGUAUGGUUGGCUUUGUCGUUGGAUGUCUUUCACCAAAUCAUGCUGCCGCAUCAAGUGAUGUUCAUAAUAUUCUUCUCGUCAAAGUAGAUGAUGAGUUGUGUAUACCAAUUAGUGAGAAAGGCGUUAAAGAAUAUAAGACAAUAACCUCUCCACCGUCAACAAGACAUACGAUAGCGACUGCACCAAAGAAUCAAAGUAUAGAUGAGCAAGAACAGGAUUCCAAAGAAAAUGAAGAUGAUGAUGAACAAGUAACUCUUUGAGUACAAUUCAAACAUGGAAACCUUAAAAAAAUUGUAAAUAUUAUUAAUUUUUUUACUAAUCUGGCAUAAAAAGAAUUUUAAUCCUUAUAAUAUUCGAAAAAACGUCGAAAUGAAAACAAGAAGCACUUAUUUAUUGCACAGAAAUACUUCUAGUCUUUCUCCUUCAAAUUUUUCCUCUCCAAUAUAAAGGAAUUAUUCUAAAACUAAGAAUUUUGCAUCUCAUAAAAAGUAACAUACAAUGCCAGAACUAAGAAACCGAUUUUUCAAUCAACAAACGACUCUUCAAAUAUUGAAAUUCAACGUAAAGUUAAUAAAGAAAAAAAAAUACUACAAAAAAUUGAAUAUUGAUUUGAAAUAAGAAAACAAAGUGUAAAGAUGAAGAUGAAUUGCUGAACAGUUGAAAAAAAAAGAUUAACUAUUUUGUGAUAAUUACAAUUAGAUGAAAAAUACAGAAUUAAAAUUACUCUUUGCAAAACGUUACAGAUUAGAAAAGAAUGUUUUGUUUUUACAUCUCU